AGUGUGUAUAUAUAGUAUAUUCGUACGACCAGGUCCAAGCCAAUGGUACGGUGGCAGUUGCUGUAUUGCCGAGUUGACUUCCAGAGUUGCCACCUUAUAUGAAGAGCCUAGGAUUGGACAAGAAUCCUGCAGAACUUCCAGUUCCAGUCCAGCAGCAGAAUCUCCUUUCCCAGAGACACAAAACUAAGAGUCUGCAUCGAAACCAGGGGUGUCAUCAGCUCACAAUGUCCAAGAAGACGGUGGUCAGAGCUGAUCUCAUCGGCAAGAAAUGCACGAGUGAGAUCCUGGCAGCUGUUGCCACGAUCCAAGGGAUCAAGUCGAUGGAAGUUGAUCAUGACAAGUGCACGCUGACGGUGGUCGGCGUCGUCGACCCGGUGUGUAUCGCGCUGGCGCUCAAGAAGAAGUGCUUCGCCGCGACCAUCGUCAGCGUGGAGGACGACAAGCCCAAGGAGGAGAAGAAGGACCCCUGCAAGGAGGCGUGCGAGAAGCUCUGCAAGGAGAAGUGCGACAAGGCCUGCUGCAAGGAGUGCAAGGAGAAGUGCGAGAAGGCGUGCAUGGAGAAGUGCGAGAAGUUCUGCAAGGGGAAGUGCAAGUGGUGCGACAAGGGGUGCUCCUGCAGCAGCUGCACGACGAGGCCCGGCUGCUACUACACCCCCUAUGCCAUGCCUAGCUGCUACUGCUAAGACUGCAGGCUUGUGGCCUAUGGCGGUUACUGCUAGAAGAGCGAUCACCAGCGGGAGAAUGCACCAUCCAGUAGGGGGUCUGCAGACUCUACGGGAGUGCAGUAUAUUGUUGUGACUUUGCUUAUGAAUUUCACCAUGAAUUUUUUUUCAUUGUUAACGGUUUCCUUUUUCUUUUGUUACUAUGCACAUGUUCUUUUGUUACGUUGGGGGCAGAGUAUUUCUGCACUUUUGUUGUGGUGAUUGUUGUUGUUGUACAGUUGUGCUGUGUUCUUUUCUUUAGUCUGUAAAGAUAACUGGAUACCAUGGUUACUCAUA
Messenger RNA from Phragmites australis (common reed), 998 nucleotides. RefSeq lists its product as uncharacterized. Lineage: Eukaryota; Viridiplantae; Streptophyta; Magnoliopsida; Poales; Poaceae. Bases 99 to 683 code for a protein of 194 amino acids. The record is from RefSeq and is a predicted model, not a curated record. The transcript has 3 exons.